GGAAGGAAGCUAUAAUUGCAAGUAUGCAAUCGUACGAGUCAAAUUUAAAAUUUGCACUUGAAUCUUGAUACUUUUACUUGCGAGUCCUGGUGGUGGUGGGUUGGUUUUUCCCUUGCCCUAUUUUUGGGUCUGAUGGCUCAAAUGGAAGUGGUGGUGGUGGUGGGAUCAUCAUGGCUAGUUUAUCGAAAUUCGUGUACGUAUGUGAGGUUGUUGUUGAGCCCUUUCUUCCCAUCGUCAAAGACAAACAACUUCAACACUAGUACUAGGAUGCGACGACAUCUACUACACCAUCAUCGUCAUCUGUCUUUGUUUGCCAAAUCAAUUAAACAACAACCUCAUCCACUGCCUCUUUCUGUUUCUGUUUCAACCCCUCCUUCGGUGCUUCCCAAAGACAAAGACAAAGACUCUCCUCUUUCUGGGUUGGAAGAUGUGAUGAUGGGCUAUAUCUUUGGCAAGAAAAAGGCCACUCAAGUUGCUCACUCGGUAUGGAGGCAUAUUGUCCAGAAAGGUGAUACAGUUAUUGAUGCCACUUGCGGCAAUGGUUAUGAUACCUUAGCCAUGGUCAAAAUGGUUGCUGAUAAGACACAUUGUGGACAUGUGUAUGCAAUGGAUGUUCAAAAAGUUGCCUUGGAAAAUGCUUCGUCUUUACUAGAUGAAUCACUUACUUCAUAUGAGAGAGGACUUGUUGAGCUCUUUGCCAUUUGCCACAGUAAAAUGGAGGAAGUUGUUCCAAAGGGUGUCCCUGUGAGGCUAGUCGUGUUCAACCUGGGCUACCUUCCAGGUGGUGACAAAGCACUAAUAACAAGGUCAGAAACAACACUACAAGCACUGGAAGCUGCUAAGAGAAUGCUAGCAUCCGGAGGGCUCAUCAGCAUAGUGGUUUAUGUUGGCCAUCCUGGAGGAAGGGAGGAAUACGAGGCAGUACAAGCUUUUGCUUCUGGAUUACCUGUUGAGAAUUGGAUCAGUUGCAAACUUCAGAUGCUGAACGACCAUUGGCUCCUCCAAUACUUGUUCUUGUUUUGAAGAGAUAAAUACGCAUUUGCUUUACUUUCUGUAACAGCUCUUGAAUUUUUAUACAUUCUCUAGUUUGGUCUUUCAUUUGUUUAGAUUUCAAUAUAAUUGCUUUCAACUUAACUUUGUAUAAUAAGAUCUGUUUUUCGGAGUCAAUCUGAUUCACCUUUCUAUGCCUU
This is a messenger RNA of Camellia sinensis, 1190 nucleotides long. RefSeq names its product tRNA (mnm(5)s(2)U34)-methyltransferase, chloroplastic. Lineage: Eukaryota; Viridiplantae; Streptophyta; Magnoliopsida; Ericales; Theaceae. The record is from RefSeq and is a predicted model, not a curated record.